This is a messenger RNA of Acanthoscelides obtectus, 822 nucleotides long. The record is from the annotation of a GenBank genome assembly. Lineage: Eukaryota; Metazoa; Arthropoda; Insecta; Coleoptera; Chrysomelidae.
UCUUGACACUGACAUAAAUCAAUCGUGUUGCCCCAUGGAUAGCACUUCUUCAGUGUUAUAUUUGUGGUGUAUGGUGGUAUAUGUUUUGUAGUUUUCUGUGUGUCUUGGCGUAAUACUAGGGUUACUUGUUCUUCCCAAUUUUCAACUUUAAACAUUUCAAUUUUUUAGGAACUCGUGAUUUAAUUAGUAAUAGUUUAAUUGCUUGGAUUAUAUGCGAGAAUACGCGUAAAUAUGUGUGAGCCAGGCUUUCACCGGUGCUCGGAAUCGCGUUUAUACCCAACAAGAACUGCUGCUGAUGAAGAUGUCUAAACAAACCAAUCGCAAGAUUACUGUGAGCUUGACCACUACUAAGAGCAAGUCGCGGCCCAGCGUUUUUGAGCGACUCGGCACGAAGGCGUGCUCUGUAGUCGCGGUGGCUAAGGACUAUUGUCACCACUGGGCGCAGACGGGCAGUUGUCCGUACGGAAAGGGGUGCAAAUACGCAGUCACUCAUACCCUAACCAGCCCCUCUAAACAAAGGCAGGCAGCAGCCAAAGGAACAUCCGUAAUUGUCACAUCAGGCGGGUCAUCGAAACGAAGCGGUAGCACUAGCAGGUUAGUCUCGAAUACAGUUCAAGAGAUUUUGAAACCAGCCUUUUGUCUUACACUUGCAUGCCAUCCAAAAGAUAAGCUGCCUUUUCAUUACACAUUUUCAACUAUCCAAUUUUAGGAUUACCAUACCUGUAUUUAUAUAUUAGGGUGGCCCAACCUACGAGGGCAAACACAUUUUUGUCCGAAUUGAGAUACGCAUACCCUCUGAUUUUUUUUCAAGUUGACACUAAC